GCAGAGUACGGGAAGAUAUGCAAACGCUGAGGCCCCAGAUAGUGCAGUGGCCUUUGUGGGCAACACUUACAGGUGGGCUUGGAAACACUUGCCUUUGGAACAUUGUUUAAAAUAAAACUAGCUCCAGCCAGCCCAACUGGGAAUUUACUGCCUGAGCUGUUUUCCAACAUAAGUUUUGCUGGCAAAACCAGACGUGAGUGUUCCCUCGACUCUCAAGGGACCUGUUUACACUGACUUUAUUUUUACUGCCAGCUUUCAAGUUGGAAGAGGGAAAUUACGUUUAAAGGUCAGCAGAUGACAGAUGGAUUUUCACAAUUUGGAAAUAAAAACAUGAGUGAAGGGUUCGGAAGGCAAGUCUCUGGUCCAUUACACACUUCCAGAAAAACUUAGUACCCAGAGACUCACAUUACUGGGAGUGCUAUCUACUCACAAGUGUUGCACUCCAUUGAGAAAAAAAAAACAGGAAGUUGCUGUUCUACUGAGGACUGACCAAGAAGCCAUGAAAUACCUUACUGUGGGAGACUUAGAAGAUUGCCUACUGAAUAAGGUGGACUUGAGGCGCCAGCAGAUUUCCCAGGCUGUGGAGGAGGUGCAGAAAGUCGUUCAUCAUUUGACCACAAACAUCAGCAACCAAGACAUUAGAUUUCAAGCUGUGCCUUACUCUGACACGUACAAUGAAAAUAUUAAGGUUUUGGCUCCCAGUCAGUUCCUCGUCACAGUCCCAAUAAAAGGCCUGGCCGGGUACAGGGAGGCCAGGGAGCAGCACUGGCGGUACUACACCCUGCAGGGCACCAGGCUGCCCUGCCCGUUGCGGGACCCUGAGGGUCUGCAGCAGUGGCUGGAGGUGGAACAGUUUAUGAAGAGCCUGUGGCAGUGGCAUGAGACAGAUGUGAACAUCGACGGAGACAUUGUGCCUGCCAAGGUCCUCCUAGUGUUCCGGAAGCUGGUGGAAAAUGCAAUUAGAACCUGCCACCUCUCAGGUAAGGUCAGCCUGCUAGGAAACCGCUCUGCAGUUUGGGUUGCUGUGGAAACAUCUGCAUAUCAGGUGGAACUGGAGCUGGUCCCCACAGUGGAGAUCCCCACCACCUGGUCCAAGAAAGCCCGGUGGCCUCGAUGUCUGCAGCGCUGGCCUUCCCAAGAGAGAGUGGAGUGCAUCAAGUCGUUUGGGUUUAACUUGUUGGCCUGUUCAAAUUAUCACUGGCAGCUGAGCUUCCUCCGUGCUGAGCAGGUGUUACUGGAACAGCUGGAUGAAGAUGGGGGCUGCCGUAGGAAGUGUUUUCAGGUCAUGAGGCACCUGAAAGAGGACAUCUGGUGCCCAGGGAACAGGCCGGUUAUCACGUCCCACCAUCUGCAGACUGUGCUCUUUUGGACCUGCGAGAAAUAUCCCCACUUUAAAGACUGGCAGGUCUUCAGCAAAGCAUUUCUGCGCCUGGUGAGGAAACUGCACAAGUGCGUGAGCCAGCACUUCCUGAAACACUAUUUCGUCCGGAACAGCAACCUCUUUCAGUGCACCAACCCGACUGAACUGGACACUGUGGCCCAAAAGCUGGCCACCUUCCUGAAGAACCCCCAGAUCGGCCCGCCCUGAUGGUUGCCCCGGCCUGGGAGGCUCUUGGACAUUUUAUUCUGGCUUAACCUUGUUCUUUGGAUGGUUCCUCAGUCAGGUGCCAGGAUCCUGCCUAGGAGAAAGGCCACGAAUGGCAGCGGAAAUUACAUCAAACCAGUAACACUUCAGCAGGGGGAAAACUGUGCCCCAGGAUGUCUGGCCCAGGCCUCCCUGGAGCCCAGCAAGCAUUUCCGCCCUAGCUAAUUCUCCUGGAGACAGCUCUCAUCAGGCUUCCCCAGGCACAGAUUUGGAACUGGUGACAGUUCUGAACUUAGUUUCCCUUGUUCAGGCUCUGAUCGUCUCACAGUGAAGAUGGAGACAGAACCCCUGGAAGUCUGGACAUGAGCCUGCUGGCCAAUACUGUGCCCAGCCCACUGAUCAUGGGCACAUUCUCCUGCCAUUUGUAAAAUGGGAAUGUUAACGUGCCUACCUCUGAGCAGGGCUGUGUGCCUAUGAAACUGUGCUGGCGCCUUUUCAAGGGGAAGGCAUUGGAUCAACACAAAGUGUUCCUGGUUGGUUGAGUAGCUGGUGUUUGCAUCCUGGAUCGGUACCCACAGCACUGACGCAAAAUUGCACCUGAUGAGUUAGUGAGCCUGUGCUUCCUUGCUGCUCUCCAGCUUCCUUAGCAUGUGGGUCAGUGGCUCCUGAUGUUCUGUCCGCUUCCCUGGUAUUCUCUAAGCAGGGAGGGGAGUGGUUUUGAUGAUAAGUGUAAGUCAAAGAUGAAAGUACAACUCUUGGCCUGAUCCCAACCAUAGCCCUCUCUUUGCUUCCCAUGCCAUGGGCCAUGGAUGGAACUUCCUUAUAUAUUUAUGUAAAUAACCUAGUACUAUGAUCUGCAUGGAGUGACCUUAGGUGUCUGUCACUGCUCAAUGUGUUCCUUUGCUCAUUUCAUUCACUCACUCACUCAUUGACAAAUAAUGCUCAUUAGGCACUGGGAACACAGCAAAGAGCAAAGUGGAUGAGGACCUCCCCCUGGGGAUGCCACCUAAUGGUGGAGACAAGAAAUGAACGACAGAUAAAUACACACAGUUAUUACAGAUGGAAGCAAGUGCUUCAAAGGAAAUAAACAGAAUGUUGAAGUAGAGUCCACAGAAAGGUCCCUGAAGGAUGAAAAUGCAAAUAGUUGAAGGGGAAGGAAAAGUAACCAAAGGCAGGCAUGGUGGGGCUGGCAUGAGUCAGAGCACCUGGCCUUGUAAAGCCAGGAAGGAAACAGUAUUUUAUUCUAAGAUCAAAGGUGUGACAUUUGGCCUCUCCAGAGGCAGAGGAGUAUCACGAUCUGACCGCAUUUUAAACAAUUGCAUGAAGAAGGUCUGGGGACUCACACAGGAGCUGGGCACUGAGUGCUCUUGAGCCACCCAUUUGGAAUUUCACAGAGACCCACAAGGCAACAUAUUCUGUGUGGCACAACCGAUCAGGAAUUCUAGGAGAUCUCGGUGAGAUCAAUGGUUUUUUUUCUGGCGUUUAUGUAAUGCUUCUCAACUCAAGGGGCUCCUUUAUUACUUUUGAAUGUUUUUGCCCAAAUGUCUAUACCAAAGAUAAAUUUCUAAAGCAUGAACUACUGAUUUUGUUUUCAUGAAAAUUCACAUUUGAAAAUGAAAAUGAUUACUUUUCAAAAGUACUGUAAACGGCAGGAAAGAUCCAAAAUUGACACCCUAACAUCACAAUUAAAAGAACUAGAAAAGCAAGAGCAAACACAUUCAAAAGCUAGCAGAAGGCAAGAAAUAACUAAAAUCAGAGCAGAACUGAAGGAAAUAGAGACACAAAAAACCCGUCAAAAAAUUAAUGAAUCCAGGAGCUGGUUUUUUGAAAGGAUCAACAAAAUUGAUAGACCGCUAGCAAGACUAAUAAAAAAAAAGAGAGAGAAGAAUCAAAUAGACGCAAUAAAAAAUGAUAAAGGGGAUAUCACCACCGAUCCUACAGAAAUACAAACUACCAUCAGAGAAUACUACAAACUCCUCUACGCAAAUAAACUAGAAAAUCUAGAAGAAAUGGAUAAACUCCUCAACACAUACACUCUCCCAAGACUAAACCAGGAAGAAGUUGAAUCUCUGAAUAGACCAAUAACAGGAUCUGAAAUUGUGGCAAUAAUCAAUAGCUUACCAACCAAAAACAGUCCAGGACCAGAUGGAUUCACAGCCGAAUUCUACCAGAGGUACAAGGAGGAACUGGUACCAUUCCUUCUGAAACUAUUUCAAUCAAUAGAAAAAGAGGGAAUCCUCCCUAACUCAUUUUAUGAGGCCAGCAUCAUCCUGAUACCAAAGCCUGGCAGAGACACAACCAAAAAAGAGAAUUUUAGACCAAUAUCCCUGAUGAACAUUGAUGCAAAAAUCCUCAAUAAAAUUCUGGCACACUGAAUCCAGCAGCACAUCAAAAAGCUUAUCCACCAUGAUCAAGUGGGCUUCAUCCCUGGGAUGCAAGGCUGGUUCAAUAUACGCAAAUCAAUAAAUGUAAUCCAGCAUAUAAACAGAACCAAAGACAAAAACCACAUGAUUAUCUCAAUAGAUGCAGAAAAGGCCUUUGACAAAAUUCAACAACUCUUCAUGCUAAAAACUCUCAAUAAAUUACGUAUUGAUGGGAUGUAUUUCAAAAUAAUAAGAGCUAUCUAUGACAAACCCACAGCCAAUAUCAUACUGAAUGGGCAAAAACUGGAAGCAUUCCCUUUGAAAACCGGCACAAGACAGGGAUGCCCUCUCUCACCACUCCUAUUCAACAUAGUGUUGGAAGUUCUGGCCAGGGCAAUUAGGCAGGAGAAGGAAAUAAAGGGUAUUCAAUUAGGAAAAGAGGAAGUCAAAUUGUCCCUGUUUGCAGACGACAUGAUUGUAUAUCUAGAAAACCCCACUGUCUCACCCCAAAAUCUCCUUAAGCUGAUAAGCAACUUCAGCAAAGUCUCAGGAUACAAAAUCAAUGUACAAAAAUCACAAGCAUUCUUAUACACCAACAACAGACAAACAGAGAGCCAAAUCAUGAGUGAACUCCCAUUCACAAUUGCUUCAAAGAGAAUAAAAUACCUAGGAAUCCAACUUACAAGGGAUGUGAAGGACCUCUUCAAGGAGAACUACAAAACACUGCUCAAGGAAAUAAAAGAGGAUACAAACAAAUGGAAGAACAUUCCAUGCUCAUGGGUAGGAAGAAUCAAUAUCGUGAAAAUGGCCAUACUGCCCAAGGUCAUUUAUAGAUUCAAUGCCAUCCCCAUCAAGCUACCAAUGACUUUCUUCACAGAAUUGGAAAAAACUACUUUAAAGUUCAUAUGGAACCAAAAAAGAGCCUGCAUUGCCAAGUCAAUCCUAAGCCAAAAGAACAAAGCUGGAGGCAUCACACUACCUGACUUCAAACUAUACUACAAGGCUACAGUAACCAAAACAGCAUGGUACCGCUACCAAAACAGGGAGAUAGAUCAAUGGAACAGAACAGAGCCCUCAGAAAUAACGCCGCAUAUCUACAACUAUCUGAUCUUUGACAAACCUGAGAAAAACAAGCAAUGGGGAAAGGAUUCCCUAUUUAAUAAAUGGUGCUGGGAAAACUGGCUAGCCAUAUGUAGAAAGCUGAAACUGGAUCCCUUCCUUACACCUUAUACAAAAAUCAAUUCAAGAUGGAUUAAAGACUUAAACGUUAGACCUAAAACCAUAAAAACCCUAGGAGAAAACCUAGGCAUUACCAUUCAGGACAUAGGCAUGGGCAAGGACUUCAUGUCUAAAACACCAAAAGCAAUGGCAACAAAAGCCAAAAUUGACAAAGGGGAUCUAAUUAAACUAAAGAGCUUCUGCACAGCAAAAGAAACUACCAUCAGAGUGAACAGGCAACCUACAAAAUGGGAGAAAAUUUUCACAACCUACUCAUCUGACAAAGGGCUAAUAUCCAGAAUCUACAAUGAACUCAAACAAAUUUACAAGAAAAAAACAAACAACCUCAUCAAAAAGUGGGCAAAGGACAUGAACAGACACUUCUCAAAAGAAGACAUUUAUGCAGCCAAAAAACACAUGAAAAAAUGCUCAUCAUCACUGGCCAUCACAGAAAUGCAAAUCAAAACCACAAUGAGAUACCAUCUCACACCAGUUAGAAUGGCAAUCAUUAAAAAGUCAGGAAACAACAGGUGCUGGAGAGGAUGUGGAGAAAUAGGAACACUUUUACACUGUUGGUGGGAUGGUAAACUAGUUCAAACAUUGUGGAAGUCAGUGUGGCGAUUCCUCAGGGAUCUAGAACCAGAAAUACCAUUUGACCCAGCCAUCCCAUUACUGGGUAUAUACCCAAAGGACUAUAAAUCAUGCUGCUAUAAAGACACAUGCACACAUAUGUUUAUUGUGGCAUUAUUCACAAUAGCAAAGACUUGGAACCAAUCCAAAUGUCCAACAAUGAUAGACUGGAUUAAGAAAAUGUGGCACAUACACACCAUGGAAUACUAUGCAGCCAUAAAAUUGAUGAGUUCAUGUCCUUUGUAGGGACAUGGAUGAAAUUGGAAAUCAUCAUUCUCAGUAAACUAUCGCAAGAACAAAAAACCAAACACCGCAUAUUCUCACUCAUAGGUGGGAAUUGAACAAUGAGAACACAUGGACACAUGAAGGGGAACAUCACACUCUGGGGACUGUUGUGGGGCGGGGGGUGGGGGGAGGGAUGGCAUUGGGAGAUAUACCUAAUGCUAGAUGACGAGUUAGUGGGUGCAGCGCACCAGCAUGGCACAUGUAUAUGUAUGUAACUAACCUGCACAUUGUGCACAUGUACCCUAAAACUUAAAGUAUAAUUAAAAAAAAAAGUACUGUAACCAAA
Molecule: messenger RNA, 6367 nt
Organism: Gorilla gorilla gorilla (western lowland gorilla)
Lineage: Eukaryota; Metazoa; Chordata; Mammalia; Primates; Hominidae
Gene: MAB21L3
Product: mab-21 like 3
Exons: 8
Coding region: 500-1588 (362 amino acids)
Source: RefSeq, a predicted model, not a curated record